This is a messenger RNA of Botrytis porri, 753 nucleotides long. RefSeq lists its product as uncharacterized. Bases 1 to 753 code for a protein of 250 amino acids. Lineage: Eukaryota; Fungi; Ascomycota; Leotiomycetes; Helotiales; Sclerotiniaceae. The record is from RefSeq and is a predicted model, not a curated record. The transcript has a single exon.
AUGAACGAUAACUUGUUCACACCAAUGCACCAGUUUGUCGUAAUCGGCAAAGGUGGCAUAAGGCUCAAUUCCCAUAGAGGCCUUCUCUGUGAUCACUUCAAGUUCUUCAGUGCACAUCGACUAAGACGUGAGCCUCUAGAAGUCCCAGCCAUGACAGAGAAAAUGUUUGAUUCUCUAAGUCUAUACUCACACUGUGGAUCCCUAAUUCGCUUUUCUGUCACGCCCCUCAUUAGCAACGCCAGCCAUACAUUCCGCCGCCACACAGAUCGAAAACUUUUCGAAGAACAUGCUCAAUAUCUGCGCGACCUCUACUACGCCGUCGAGCUGAUCGAUGAAAAGCCACUUAUGAACGAAAUCGUGGACGAGAUUCAAGACCUUCAAGCUGCCGCUUAUUCUACUCUCUCUCCGCAAACAAUCCAGGAAAUCUACGCGAAUACGAAACGAUUCAGCCCCUUACGUCUGUAUGCUCUCUUCAUGCUUAAAAUCGAAGUAGAGAAAGGUUCUCAGGCGGUUCAACUUUGUUCAUAUUAUACGUGGUCGCAAACCUAUCCAUACUGGCCAGCUUACUACUAUCCAGACUUUAAUGAUGAUGAGUUCCGCCCAGACUAUGAGUUUGCUUGUAUGAAAUGGGAAGCGGAGGGGAAGUUCGAUCCUAGUAUUAUAGGUAGCAGAUUUGGAGACCACGGUUGCGAAUUUCAUGAACAUGAUGACCCUGAAGAAAUUGGAAAGUGCGGCCUACUGAUGAAUUUCUAG